Molecule: messenger RNA, 894 nt
Organism: Ipomoea nil (Japanese morning glory)
Lineage: Eukaryota; Viridiplantae; Streptophyta; Magnoliopsida; Solanales; Convolvulaceae
Product: germin-like protein subfamily 1 member 13
Exons: 2
Coding region: 72-764 (230 amino acids)
Cellular component (GO): cell wall
Molecular function (GO): manganese ion binding
Source: RefSeq, a predicted model, not a curated record
CAUAGCUUCUUCUCUCAUCAAUUACUCAAACUAACACUAGCAAUAUCUUCUUCAAUUCUCUGCUAAACAUCAUGGCUCAUCGGUUCCUUAUCCUUUCUUUUGCCAUUUUGGCUAUGGCUUCUUAUGUUGCCAAUGCAUCUGAUCCCAGCCCUUUGCAGGAUUUCUGUGUUGCAAUCAAUGAUUCCAAGGCUGCUGUGUUUGUUAAUGGAAAGAUUUGCAAGAACCCAAUGGAAGUCAAUGCUGAUGAUUUCCUCUUCCAAGGCCUUAACAAGCCCGGAAACCUAUCAAACCCGCUUGGAUCUGCCGUGACGGCUGUGAACGUGAAUAACUUAGCAGGACUAAACACUCUUGGCAUUUCACUAGCUCGUAUUGAUUUUGCACCCUAUGGCCUCAACCCUCCCCACACCCACCCUAGAGCAACUGAAGUCCUCACUCUCUUGGAAGGAACCCUCUAUGUUGGGUUCGUUCUUUCUAAUCCACCUCCUGGAAUGAAGAACAAGCUCUUUACAAAGACAUUAUAUGCUGGAGAUGUUUUCGUGUUCCCACAAGGUCUAAUUCAUUUCCAAUUCAACAUCGGACAUUCGAACGCCAUUGCUUUUGCAGGUUUGAGUAGCCAGAAUCCAGGAGUCAUUACCAUUGCCAAUGCAGUAUUUGGUUCUGAUCCACCAAUCAACCCAGAUGUUCUAACUAAAGCAUUCCAAGUUGACAAUAAAGUAAUUGAGUAUCUCCAAUCACAAUUCUGGUACAACAAUAAUAACAACUAGACUACCCAAACUGAUAUGAGAUCAGUUAAUACUAUGUAGCAUUUCCAUAAUUCCAUACUUUACUGCUUUAAUUUAUAUUACUCGGAUGUAUUGUGGUGGAAUAAAGUAAUAAAUUUCUCUUUGUUAAGUA